AUGUACGAAAAGCAACGAAAAGAAAAGGAUAGCUACGCAAAGGACACGGAGGAGCUACAUCUAGUCGAGACGGACAUGCACACGGUACCGAUGUCCGUAGGGUUCGCUUACCUGUUCAAUCCCUACACCAUCCUGAACUGCGUUGGACAGACGACGACCGUGUGGAGCAAUUUCCUGCUGGCCGCAUUCUUCUACGGGCUGUCACGCCGUCAGCGGUUACUUAGCUUUUUGGCGCUUGCUCUCGAAACACAGAUCAAUCUGUAUCCGUUCGUUCUGCUCGCCCCUGGUGCACUACACAUUGCCAACCAGGAGCUGAGGGAGAACGGGGGCAGCGCUGGCAGUCGAUUUCGUAGCAUAGCGAGCAGCAGUGUGUUGUUUGUGGCGCUAUUUUUAGGAGUUAAUUACUUCGGCAGCUUUCUGAUGGGUGGCGACUGGAGUUUCCUAGAUGCAACGUAUGGUUUCAUUAUCAACUGCCGCAGCUUGCAGCCUAACAUUGGGCUGUUUUGGUACUUCUUCACCGAAAUGUUCGAUCACUUCCGGACGCUGUUCCUGUACUCGUUCCAGAUCAACGCAACGCUGCUGUAUCUGUUUCCGCUCACGUUCAAGCUGCACAAGGAACCGAUCAUGCUUGCGACGAUGCUGAUCGCGUACAAGCAGCGGGUGUGUCUUGGGAACAGAAGCACAUUCAUUCACAUUCUUUCCUUUCCAGUCAUGAAGAACAAUUUUAUCGUCGGCGCGACAAUGCUGGUCACGAGCGUGCUUGCGCCCACCGUGUGGCAUCUGUGGAUCUACAACAAUUCGGCAAACGCCAACUUUUACUUUGGCGUGACGUUGAUUUUCUGCACCGCGCAGAUUUUCCUAAUAACCGAUCUCUUCUUUGGGUACAUCAAGCGAGAGUUCUGUCUGAAGCACGGCAUUCGUGUGCUCGUGGACGGAAAGGAGGCACGUAUUACGCUGGAGUAUUAAAAUGAAACAGUUUUAUCAAUCUACCUCCCCGCGGGGAGGCGGGUGGAUAAGAGCAGCUGUAAAGAAAAGCUUAGAACAAACAAAUAAAUUAAAUUACAUUUUUUCCCCACAAGGCAACCAAAUGGCGCACAUUUCUUACCGCUUUCUGAUGAACGAUAACGCCUAAUGUUGAUCACAAGUCUUAUUUAUUGUAUCCAAUAAAAAGCAUUUGUAUUUUUUC
Molecule: messenger RNA, 1186 nt
Organism: Anopheles merus
Lineage: Eukaryota; Metazoa; Arthropoda; Insecta; Diptera; Culicidae
Gene: PIG-U
Product: phosphatidylinositol glycan anchor biosynthesis class U protein
Exons: 4
Coding region: 1-966 (321 amino acids)
Biological process (GO): attachment of GPI anchor to protein; protein localization to cell surface
Cellular component (GO): membrane; GPI-anchor transamidase complex
Source: RefSeq, a predicted model, not a curated record